AUGGAGCUCAGUAUUAUCAUACUUAGAUUCCCUUCGGCAUCUCGCUUUCUGUAUUUUGCAUCUUCACUCUCUGAAACGUUUUCGCGGGAUUCUGUUGGAUCAUCAUCAGAUUCAUCUCGUAGUUCACGGAGUUCUUACGCCUCAAGCUCUGGUUCAUUUCCAAGCAUCGCCAGCACGAUAUCUUCUACUUUCUCCGAUCGUUCUACGCCACUACCCGAAUUUCCCACCAGUUCCCUUCCGAGUCCACAGGAUAAAGCAAUUAAAAAUGUAUCGAAUGUAACAUAUUUCGAAUCAAAGUCAAGUGGCGAACCUUUGUAUCAUCAAAUACCAACACGACAAAAACUUCUCACAGUCAUACCUACAGCUCGGAACAGGCCAUCCGCUUUAGCACGACUUCAGGAUGUGGAAAAUGUUUUCUGUGUUGCUUUUGGAAUCUUUGAUCGAUAUUAUAUAGCAUGGGAGGAUACUCAAGGAGAACAACAUCAAGAGAGCAACAAGCUGCCGCAACUUCUCUACAAUUGGCUGUAUCCUGAAAGUGGCCAAACACGACAUCUGCCUUCACUACAAGUCUCAUUUGGGACUAACAAUGAGUUUUUUGCUUCUGAUAAAGAUGAUAAGAUUUCAAGUCGUGAUUCUGUGCCUUCAGCCAUCAGUCAUGCAUCUAGGUUGUCACUAACCAAACCCAUUGUCCGAACAAAAUCUCAACCAAUACUCAACCUUUAUGAAGUCGGAGAAGAUGCCGCGACGAUAUCACGAACUUCAAGGUUCAAGAGAAGGAGUACUAUGUUUACCUCAGACUACCAGACGUAUAACCCUACACGAAAUACGAUUGAACGCAGAGAAACCUUAGAAGAAUUAUCAUCUCAACCAUCUAUAGCGGAAACACCACUGGCGGCAUACAUCAUAAAUAACGACACUGAGUCUCGCCGAAUAGGACUAGAGCACCGUAUACCAUCGAGCUUGAGCCGGAGACGAAGCGAUCUAUCACGGAUUCGUGACUCUUGGUCAGAACAACCCGCCCAAGGCUCGAAUAUCUUGAAACGCGAAAUGUACAAUUCUGAGAGGAAAUAUAUUGAUAACUGCAUACAAACGGAUAUUUGUAGACACCAUCUAGACGAGAUUUUAAGCACCGGAGUCGCACCGCCAAUUUUACCUCAAGAGCUGCAAUAUCAAUCAGUUCAGACAAUGCCCUUUGGUUCAAUGCAAGAUUACUUUCGAGGGCAGUACAAUCUUGGAGAUGCGUUAUAUUAUGGAUGA
Molecule: messenger RNA, 1257 nt
Organism: Botrytis fragariae
Lineage: Eukaryota; Fungi; Ascomycota; Leotiomycetes; Helotiales; Sclerotiniaceae
Exons: 3
Coding region: 1-1257 (418 amino acids)
Source: RefSeq, a predicted model, not a curated record